UGUGAAUGUGAAACGAUGGACGAUUUACUUAUAAAUCACUUCACAAAAUAUAUAUACAGUGCUCUCAGCAUUGUCAAGAAUUGUCAUCCCUUGCCUUUACAUCUCAUCAUACUAGCCAAAAUGCCCGUGCCUGUCGAAGCCAUCAUCAAGACCUAUCCAUUCGAUCCAAACGACGCCGAGAGAAUCGCCUUCCGCCGCGUCAAGAACGAGAUUGAAAUCGUCGAGCCGGACCCCUCAUGGCCGCAGUCCUUUGAGCUGCUCAGAGACCGCAUCGUCUCCGCCCUGGGCCCGACCAUUGUCGAGCUCUCCCACGUCGGGUCCACCAGCGUGCCCGGCCUGCCGGCCAAGCCCCUCAUCGACAUCGAUCUGACCGUCAAGGACGUCCUCGACGAGGCUUCGUACGUGCCGCAGCUGCAGGCGGUGGGCUUUGACUUCUUGUUCCGGGAGCCCAAGUGGCAUCAGCACCGCUUCUUCUGCGCGUACGAGCCGGUUGCCAACUUGCACAUCUUUGGGCCGGACUGUCCCGAGACGGUGAGACACAAGAUCUUUCGGGACUGGCUAAGGAAGACGCCCGAAGAUAGGGAGCUGUAUGCGGCGGUGAAGAGGGAGGCGGCGGAGGCGGCGCGUAGGGAGAAUGAGACUGUGAAUGAGUAUGCUAAGCGCAAGGAUGGGGUUGUUGCGGCGAUUCUGGAGAGGGCGUUUCGGGAUUUGGGGUAUAUUGAGUAGUGGUGGGCGGCAUUCAUGUCCUGGCGGCUUAUGACUUGCUGAGCUGUUGUUGAUUCAGUGGUUGAACAGACAGAUUUAUCCAUGUGGUGUGGUCUUAUGGGCCGUACGUGAUCUAUAAGGAGUCUUUCUUGAUUAUCUACCGCGUCUCUCUUAAUUACUAUCCGCC
Molecule: messenger RNA, 892 nt
Organism: Trichoderma asperellum CBS 433.97
Lineage: Eukaryota; Fungi; Ascomycota; Sordariomycetes; Hypocreales; Hypocreaceae
Source: RefSeq, a predicted model, not a curated record